GGAGCCAGCGUGCUGGGGAAACACACGUGCUACAAAAUGUCUGCCUAGUAGUAGACGAUCCGACUGAAGUCUUACAGAGUUUUUAAAUUCCACUUUAUUUUUUAGAAAUUUAUAUCAGUAGCCCUCGUAGACAUCAGCUGACCGUUAGUUGCACGCGGAAAGUGCUGACACAAUAUCACUUGCCAUGGCUCAGAGGAAGAAGAAGUUGACGAAGAAGAAACGACGUCCAGGUAAUCGAGAGCCUGAUGUGGAAUCGGACGGUGGGGAAUUUGAACUGGCUGCCCAAAUAGACAAAGAUGAGUCUCCCGGAAGAAAGCUGCCUCGUUUUCCCGCACCGUCUGAGUGCCUCUCGGACGUGGAGCCUGACACUAGAGAACUUGUCAGAGCACAGAACAAGAAGAAAAAGAAAUCGGGAGGCUUUCAGUCCAUGGGGCUGAGCUACCCUGUCUAUAAAGGCAUAAUGAAGAAGGGCUACAAAGUGCCCACUCCAAUUCAGAGAAAGACAAUUCCCGUCAUUCUGGAUGGCAAAGACGUGGUGGCCAUGGCGAGGACAGGUAGCGGAAAGACUGCUGCCUUCCUGGUGCCCAUGUUUGAGCGAUUGAAGGCUCCCCAAGCCCAGAGCGGUGCCAGAGCCCUGAUCCUGACGCCGACCCGUGAGCUGGCACUGCAGACCAUGAAGUUCACCAAAGAGCUUGGCAAGUUCACGGGCCUCAAGACGGCGCUGAUCCUCGGCGGAGACAGAAUGGACGACCAGUUCGCUGCUCUCCAUGAGAACCCUGACAUAAUCAUUGGAACCCCAGGCCGCCUUAUGCACGUUGUCAUGGAGAUGAAUCUGAAGCUGCAGAGCGUGGAGUACGUGGUGUUUGACGAGGCCGACAGGCUCUUUGAGAUGGGCUUUGCCGAACAGCUGCAGGAAAUCAUCAAACGGCUUCCAGAUGCACGGCAGACUGCCCUGUUCUCUGCCACCCUGCCCAAGAUGCUGGUAGAGUUCGCCAGAGCCGGACUGACAGAGCCAGUGCUCAUUCGUCUGGACGUGGACACCAAGUUGAGCGACCAGCUGAAGCUCGCCUUCUUCCAGCUGCGUGUCGAUGACAAGCCUGCACUACUGCUGCACCUCCUGCGCAAUGUGGUGAAGCCCCAGGAACAGACGGUGGUCUUUGUGGCCACCAAGCACCAUGUGGAGUAUUUGAAAGAGUUGUUGGCCUUGCAGGGUGUGCCGUGCGCCUACAUCUACAGCGCCCUGGAUCAGACGGCACGAAAGAUCAACAUUGGACAGUUUGUGCACCGUAAGGCCAUGGUGCUGCUGGUGACUGAUGUGGCUGCACGCGGUAUUGACAUCCCCCUGCUGGACAACGUCAUCAACUACAACUUCCCCUCCAAGGCCAAGUUGUUCCUGCACAGAGUUGGUCGUGUGGCGCGCGCUGGCAGGAGCGGCACUGCGUACAGCUUGGUGUGCCCGGAUGAAACGCCUUAUGUCUAUGAUCUCCACCUCUUCCUGGGACGGCCGGUUCAGUUUUCCCUGCCUGAUCAGCUGCAAGAUGCUGAUGGGAUCUUCGGCCGGGUCCCCCAGAGCAUUCUGGAUGACGAGGAAGCCCAGCUGAUCACAGCUCACGAGAACUCGCAGGACUUGCAGAGUCUGAGGCGUGUGGCAGAAAAUGCCUACAAGCAGUAUCUUAAGUCCCGGCCCACUCCUUCCCCCGAGUCCAUCAAGCGUGUCAAGAACACUGAGCUUCAUGACAUGGCCGUCCACCCCCUACUGGGUUCUGGACUGGCAAAGAUGGAGUUGAACCGGCUACAAAUGGUGGACAGUAUCAAGGGCUACAAGUCAAAAGCUACAAUUUUUGAGAUCAACUCCACCAGUAAGACAAUGGCCAGUGAGGUAAUGCGCGCCAAGAGGAAACGACACAAUUACCUGGUGGAUAAGUUUUUGCAAGCACGAGAGGACCGGAUGGAAGAGAAUCGGCUGACACGGCCUGUCCUGCCCACUACCCGUCCCACUGAUGAGAAACAGAGCGAGGAAGAAGACAUGCAGGGAUUAUUUUCUGAAGUGUUUGGUGGAAAGAGGAAGAAAGAGCUGGGCAAGGAAGAUGAGGAGAGUGGUUUGGGGCCAAAGAGUAAGAAAAUCAGGCAGUCCUCUCGUGAGGAGGAGUUCUACAUUCCAUACAGGCCGAAGGACUUUGACUCGGAGAGAGGGUUGAGUCUUGGAGGAGAGGGCAGCACGUUUGAGAAACAAGCAUCAUCUGCCAUCCUUGACCUGAUGGGGGAUGAAAGCAACCAGCUGACCCAGUACAAGAACAUAAUGAAGUGGGAUCGGAAACGGAAGAGAUUUGUGCGUGACACGGGGAAGGAGAACAAGAAGAAGAUCAGAACAGAGAGUGGGCAGGUAGUCGGCGCUUCCUCUAAGAAGAAGAACUUCUAUGAGGAGUGGAAAAAGAAGUACAAAGUGGACGAUGCCGCCCCUGACUCUGAUGAAGAGACUGGAGGCACUAGGGGCAGGAAGGCUGGUGUGGGAGGCCGCCGGGGGAGGAGAGCUCCCCAGCAGCAGAAGGGCGGUCCACAGGCACGCUCCGAGCUGAAGACAAGAGAGCAGAUCCUGAAGCAGCGCAAGAAGAAGGCUAAGGAACGUUUCCUGCAGAGUGGCAACCUGAAGAAGCUGAAGACCAAGAACCGGCAGCGCCUCAAUGAGGUUAAGAGGUCGGGCUUUGGCCGGGGACCCAAGAAGGGCAAGCUAAGGAAGAAGAUGUGAGCGGCCGUGGCUGCACCAGGAACUCACAAAUGGAGAUGAUGGGGGACGGAGACUUCCUAUAUCACGGCCAACUCUGGUUUAUCCAUUAAAGACAGCCUCUAUUUAUGAUGUGAAUCUCGUGGAGCACAGUUUUCUUAUGAUAGAUGGUUCCUGUUAUUUGACCAUUCAUUUUUGUUUUGGGUCAGCUGUCAUUGAUUAUAGACACUCUCCAUUCCCAGAGAGCUCUUCAGAUCUUAACUUCAACAAGUAAUAAUGUCAACUGCAGGAUGACGGAGAUUCUCUCUUUAAGUUCCUUUCCUCCUGCAGCUCAGCUUUAAAGGUGCCAAGGUGACAUGCUGUGGCCCAUCGUAACUGGGUCUUGCUGUAUCUUGUAUGCUUAGAAUACUGAACGUUACUGUUCUGUGUGAGAGAUAUCCUUUCAGCCUAAAUACUAUUAACAAUGUUUUUGACAGGCAGCCUGAUUUAUUUCAUCACAUAGUCACAUCCUGAUUUCAGGCAAAACCAUAAAUUGAUUUAUACAACUACAUUACCAGAUAGUUGUGGGAUGGUAGUUAAGUAACAAUUUGUUUAGCACUGAAUUGAUAUAUUUUUUUUUACUUUGAGUUAUAUUACCGAAACAUUUUCCCAUUAUCCGAAGUGGUUAAAUGUAAUGAAAUUAAAGUUUGCUGGAGUUGUGUUACCAA
This is a messenger RNA of Brienomyrus brachyistius, 3429 nucleotides long. RefSeq names its product DEAD (Asp-Glu-Ala-Asp) box polypeptide 54 (gene ddx54). The coding region runs from base 185 to 2746 and encodes 853 amino acids. The transcript has 20 exons. Lineage: Eukaryota; Metazoa; Chordata; Actinopteri; Osteoglossiformes; Mormyridae. Gene Ontology annotation, molecular function: RNA helicase activity; ATP binding; RNA binding. Gene Ontology annotation, cellular component: nucleus. The record is from RefSeq and is a predicted model, not a curated record.